This is a messenger RNA of Triticum turgidum subsp. durum (durum wheat), 1218 nucleotides long. NCBI's taxonomy places the organism in Eukaryota, Viridiplantae, Streptophyta, Magnoliopsida, Poales, Poaceae. The record is from the annotation of a GenBank genome assembly.
AUGGCGGAGGUCGCCGGCGACGAGACCCCACCGCUACCUUCGUCUUCCGGCGCCGGUGAAUCCUCUCUGCUCUCGUCCCCUACCUCGCCCACCGCCACCAACGGGGACAAGCCGCCGCCGCGCACGAGGAAGCCCGGCACGAAGCACCUCGUUCUCACUGCCUCGGUCCUCCUCUCCUUCCUCGUCGGACUGCCCUUGCUGCUCAAAUCCACCGAGAUCCACCGGUCGCCGCUGCCCUCCGACGCAAUCGCCGGCCUGUCCCGCCGCCUCCAAUCCCACCCGCCCUUCUUUCCCCGCGGCCUCCACUCCGGCCCUGGCUCCCCCGCCGCGUCCCUUGCCGAUCAGCUCGAGCUGGCAGUCUCGACCCAGCACCACCUCCUCCCCGCGUCUUCUACUGCCAGGAACAUCUCCGUGUCAGUCGCCGUCCAGUCGGACUCGGACGGUGGCUGCACCAGCAGCACGGCUGCCGCUUUGCCUUGGCGAUGCGGCUCCGUGACCGCAGCGGACUCGGUCGGCGGUGACGAGGCGUUCGAUGAAUUGCUGCACUCCGCAUUGGGUGGUGGUGGUGGGGAUGGGAUGAAGGUUUACACUAUUGUCAUUGCUGAGAAUGAUGAUGGGAAGGGAAUAACGAGGGUUGUGAUCGGAAAGCACCGUCAUGCUUGGGUGGUUGGGAAGGUUGAUGAGGCUGAGACCGUGUCACUUAUUGGCAAGGUGUUCAUCAAGUAUUUCAUGAAUGACGGUAUUGAGGAGGGCGAGACAGGCAUUGGAAAAGGAGAGUUCAUGCCAGUUGAUUCAGAUGGGAAUGUUGUUCUUUCAUUCAGCCUGUUGAACGCUGAUCCAAUUGAUUGGGUCUAUGAUUGGGAGUUCAAAAAUAUUGGCGAGAGAAUCCUGACUCCUGUGGUUGAGGCCCUGCGACCAAUUGCCGAUAUCAAUAUAGAGAGUCAGGUUCUCUACCACACUCCGAAGUCGUCCUAUUCUUAUUCUGACAAUAAAUUGGGGGGCAAUGUCCUAAGUAUGGGAGACAUUCCUUUCUUUGUAAACUCAAACGAGUGGCACUUGGAUACAUCGAUUUCAGCUACAGGACGAUCAAAAGUUCUUCAGUUUGUGGUGUAUAUUCCAUCUGCAAGGGAAUGCCCUUUGUAUUUGCAGCUUCCAGAUGGGGAGCUUUCGAAAACUAAUGCAUUUAUUUCCCCAAUAGUCGGGAAGUCGUCGUGCUAA